AUGUGGUAUGUUACCUUCUCUUGUCUGGGAAUAUCCCCCGUGAUUCGGUGCCAGUUUCGAUCGAGAUCUGAUCUGAUCGCAGGCAAAUCCUCCAUCACCAUGCGGCUGGUCCGUAGUCAAUGGGUUCACGAAUAUGAUCCAACUAUCGAGGAUUCAUACUCCGUCACCCGCAAGGUCGAUGGACACCCCUACGUUCUUUCCAUCACCGAUACCGCAGGCCAGGAGGAAUACCGUGGGCUAUGGUCUGCCUCAACCCUGAACUCGGACGCCUUCCUCCUGGUCUACGAUAUCACCAAUCCAUCGAGUCUUGAAACGCUAGAUCAUUUCAUGGAGAUGAUCCAUAUGGAGGCGGAACAACGCGUCGAGGACAAGCAGCGACUGCGCCAGGAGUUGGAAAAGAAAUCUGGAAGUGUAAGCCAUGUUGGCCUGCCACCGCCAGUUAAAAUCGUCGCGGGCAACAAAUGCGAUCUCAAGGAUGGUCGGGUGGUGACGUCCCGCGAUGGACUCGAGUAUGCGCGCAAGCACGGCUGCGGGUUUAUGGAAACCAGCGCUCGCGAUAUGGUCAACAUAGAGGAGACCUUUGCCCUCCGUCGCGUUGUCGAAGCCCGACUCCAAAGCCAACACGGUCCGCCUCCUCCCCAGUGCGAGCCAUCGCACAAUACCCUACCAACAACCACUGUAGACGCAAUUGCAGGCGAGACCCGAUCCCGUGGAAGUCGCGUGUGGGAGUUUAUCAAACACCGGAAGACAACGGAACCCGCAAAACAGGGUCAGGAACAGAGUGAAACCCAGAACGGAACCGAAAAACAUAAACGUCAAAAGUGUUAUCGGGGCUGCUGCGUUUGUCGGCUCUGGUGUUUUCACUGCUCUUGUUGA
Molecule: messenger RNA, 876 nt
Organism: Penicillium egyptiacum
Lineage: Eukaryota; Fungi; Ascomycota; Eurotiomycetes; Eurotiales; Aspergillaceae
Source: the annotation of a GenBank genome assembly